AAACAUCAUUUUCAUUCGAUAUCUCCUAAUAAAGUCCCAAACACUGAUUUUGAAUCACCAAAAGAACCAGUGAUAUGAUAAAACCUUCAAUUAUUAGUAGAAGUUACUACAGUAAUUCAUGGAAUAUCCAGUUGAGAGAAGUAGCAAAAGAUGGAUGUUUCAAAGAAGGUAUAGAAAUAUACCGCCAAAUGCUCCGUCAUGGAGAUUCUCCAGAUUCUUUUAGCUUCCCAUUUGCUUUGAAAUCUUGUGCUUCACUUUCAUUACCCAUCUCUGGUUCACAAUUGCAUUCUCACGUUAUCAAAACUGGAUGUGAACCUGACCUGUUUGUACAAACUUCUUUGAUUUCCAUGUACAGUAAAUGUUCGCUAAUCGAUAAUGCACGUAGGGUAUUCGAUGAAAACGUGCACUCGAGAAGAUUGACUGUUUGUUAUAAUGCUUUACUUGCUGGGUAUACUCAUAAUUCUCAGCCACUGAAAGCUAUGUUGCUGUUCCAGAAAAUGUUUUCUUCCGAUGUUCCUUUUAACAACAUUACAAUGCUUGGGGUGAUUCCUGCCUGUGUGUUACCGGAAAAUAUUAGAUUUGGUAUGUCUCUUCAUGGCUGUAAUGUUAAGUGUGGAACGGAUUGUGAUUCAUUUGUUGUGAAUUCUCUUCUUACGAUGUAUGUUAAGUGUGGGUCGAUUGAAUUAGCUCGGAAACUUUUUGAUGAGAUUCCUCAGAAAGGAUUGAUAUCUUGGAAUGCAAUGAUAUCAGGGUAUGCACAGAACGGACUUGCUACUCAAGUAUUGGAUCUUUAUGGUGAGAUGAAAAAAAUUGGAGUAGAACCUGAUCCUGUUACCUUUGUUGGUGUUCUCUCUUCCUGUGCUCAUCUUGGUGCCCAACGAAUAGGUUUUGAAAUUGAGCAACGCAUUGCACGCAGUAACUUCGGUGCUAAUACUUAUCUAACGAAUGCCUUGAUAAAUAUGUACGCUCGUUGUGGAAAUCUAACUCGAGCUCGGAAAUUCUUUGAUGAGAUGGUUGAGAAAAAUAUUGUCUCAUGGACAGCUAUGAUUGCAGGUUAUGGAAUGCACGGGCAUGGUGAUAUUGCAAUUGAACUUUUUAAUGAAAUGAAACUAACCGGUAUUCGGCCCGAUGGAACAGCAUAUGUAAGUGUAUUGUCUGCUUGUAGCCAUGCUGGAUUGACUGAUAAGGGCUUAGGGUACUUCAAAGAAAUGGAGAGGGAUUAUGGGACUCGACCGGGUCAUGAACAUUAUGCAUGUUUGGUGGAUCUUCUUGGUAGGGCUGGUAGGCUUCAGGAAGCUCAAGAGUUGAUUGAUUCAAUGCCUGUGAAACCUGAUGGUGCAGUUUGGGGGACUCUUUUGGGAGCGUGCAAGAUUCAUGGUGAUGUUAAGAUAGCAGAAUUGGCUUUCGAGAGGGUUAUCGAGCUUGAACCAACGAACGUGGGGUAUUAUGUGUUGUUAUCAAAUAUAUAUACAAAUGCAGAAAACAUGGAAGGAGUAGCAAGGGUUCGAGUGAUGAUAAGAGAACGAAAACUGAGGAAGGAACCUGGCUGUAGUUAUGUCGAGCUUAAGGGAAGAGUUCAUUUAUUUAUGGCCGGGGAUCGAAAUCACCCUCGGACCAAUGAGAUAUAUGAGAUGUUGAUUAGGUUGGAGGAAUUAAUAGAGGAAAGUUAUGGGACUGAAGGGAAGAAUGAAAAACUAAGGAGAAGUGAAGAGACUACUAGUACAAGUGCAGGAGUGCAUAGCGAGAAGUUGGCUGUUGCAUUUGGGCUUUUGAAUACAACAGCAGAUACAGAGAUUGUUAUCAUCAAGAACUUGAGAAUCUGUGGAGACUGUCAUUUGUUCAUGAAGGUGGUCAGCAAAGUAGUGAAUCGUGGGAUCUUGGUUAGAGAUGCUAGUCGGUUCCACCAUUUUAAAGAUGGAACUUGUUCAUGCAAUGACUACUGGUGAUGGUUAGCAAGUCCACUGAAAGUUAAUUAUUUUGGAUAUGAGUUUCGGUAAAUUCAGGAGGAAAUCCGUGAAGCAUCACUUUGAGUCUUCACUAUGUUAAGCACAGAUUUUCCAACUACGUUGGUUGAUUAGUCGUCACGGUUUGAAGUGGGUAGAAAAGAUUAACUGGCUGGAAAAGAUUAACAACUGGCUGGAGUUUUGUUUUAAAAAUUAUAUUGUAUGAAAUACCACUACCAUACCGGGGACCGGAACAGCAAAAAGUAGAAAAAACAUAGAUACCCGAUUAUAGAUCAGGAGGAACAGCGACAGAUACACAGUGAAACUCAACCAAAUUGAAGCAACUAUUCUUACACGGGCUAUCAUCAGCACCCUCGUAUCCAAGGCAAGUCCAAGAUAAAUUUAACACGAUGCACAUUCGACAACAAACAUUUAGAUAGGCUAUCAGCACUCUCAUUUAGCUUAGCUAGUAAAGAGUAGACAGAUUAUAUUGAGACACAAAUCAUACUACACUGAAUUGGAUAAAAAGAUUGCAGAAUGUAUUUACUCAUGAGAUUAAUAUAUAUAUUUCAGAUUUCAAUCC
This is a messenger RNA of Papaver somniferum (opium poppy), 2526 nucleotides long. RefSeq names its product putative pentatricopeptide repeat-containing protein At3g11460, mitochondrial. Lineage: Eukaryota; Viridiplantae; Streptophyta; Magnoliopsida; Ranunculales; Papaveraceae. Gene Ontology annotation, molecular function: protein binding; zinc ion binding; RNA binding. The coding region runs from base 75 to 1946 and encodes 623 amino acids. The transcript has a single exon. Gene Ontology annotation, biological process: RNA modification. The record is from RefSeq and is a predicted model, not a curated record.